AUGAUGAAGCUUAAGGCUGAGUACUAACAGAGUGUAAACCAUAUUUAAGGGUAAGUCUAAAUAGGUGAACUAGACCUUGACUAAAGGGAUACCAGCAGCAAGACAGAAUAAAUCGUUUCCCAAAAGUCACCACAACACAACUAAACUAACUCACAGAAUAACAAAUUCAAAUGUUGGCUCAAUAUAAAAGGCACCAGUUAUUUGGCAAAAGAAAACUAACCACUUAUUAUCUAUCUAGAAGAGGCAAGUUUCCUCAAUAUACUUUUUUGUUCAAAAAGAAGGUUAAACAUAAGAGGUGUUGCAAUUGGAAUACACUCAUACUUUGAUUUCACUUAUAUUUCAGAUAGGUUAAUUCCCAAAAAUCCUACAGAUUAUGACUAUAUUGCUAUAAAUUGUAGAAACCAAUGCUUGGAUUUGAUCAUUUGA
This is a messenger RNA of Paramecium tetraurelia, 426 nucleotides long. RefSeq lists its product as uncharacterized. The transcript is spliced from 2 exons. The record is from RefSeq and is a predicted model, not a curated record. Lineage: Eukaryota; Ciliophora; Oligohymenophorea; Peniculida; Parameciidae.